Messenger RNA from Drosophila innubila, 2072 nucleotides. RefSeq names its product probable RNA-binding protein CG14230. The transcript has 4 exons. Bases 87 to 1880 code for a protein of 597 amino acids. Gene Ontology annotation, molecular function: RNA binding. Lineage: Eukaryota; Metazoa; Arthropoda; Insecta; Diptera; Drosophilidae. The record is from RefSeq and is a predicted model, not a curated record.
AGCUGUGUUGUUGUUCUUGAUUGGCACACACGUGCGAUUAUUUCGUUCAUUUAAAUUUAUUUUUGUAACAAAUAAAUUCAAUCAAAAUGGGCAGCACACGUUUUUUCCUGUCUGAUUUGCCACACAGGACAACAGAGCAGGAUCUGCGAGCGUUAUUCCAGGACUAUGGGUACGUGGAGCGUGUGGAGCUGAAAACGAAGGAACAAUUUGUUGAUUCCGGACAAACAGCAGAGAAAGUAAUAGCAUUCGUCACAGUGCAAACGGAGGAUGCACAUUAUUGUUUGAAUGAACUCAACUGGCAGAAGUUGCAUGGCGCCAAAUUGAAGGUAUCACUGGCCAAGGAAUCCUUUCUGGAUCGUCUCAAGCGUGAACGUGACGAGGGAAAAGAACAGGAGCAAGAUCAUUCGCAGUUGAAUGAGUUCAAUCAAAGCAGCUCUCGUUUAUUGGCUCAUAAUACGCAAAACAAGCGUCGUGUCUUUGGCGAACAUGAGGAAAUCAACGAUGACGAAGUUGCUACCGAGUUGCUCAUCACUAAGAAGCGUGCUGCCAACUCUAUUCAUAAUGGCAAAAUUGUGAUACAACAGGAGCAUGAUGUGAAGCCGCUGCACAUUAUCGAGCAGCAGAAGAAGAAGAAGCCGACGAAAGAGAAUCUUCUGGAUGCCAAGGCUUCAAUUGCGGAUCAGAAGCGCAAGGAAUCUUUAAAUAAAAUGAAGCAACAGCAUGAGCAAAAGAAAUCGGCGAUACAGAUGGCAUUAUCCUCCAUGGAAGCGGGAAAGGCCAAGAGAAUUAAGUUUAGUGAUGCUGAGGAGGAAGAGGAGGAGGAGAAGAAAGAGCAGAAGAAGCCUAAGCCGCAACUCUUUGAGGAUGCAUACGAGGACGAAGCUGGAGAGGAUCAGGAAGAGUUUUUAUUGCCUCAGCACAGUGGCAAAAAAGGCGAAAAACUUGUGGAAAUGCAAAGCAAACAAAGUUUGGAUCCCAGAUUUCGUAUAACAGCGAAUUUUGUAGGCGAGGAGGACGAAGAUGAGCAGGAAGAGGAGGAAGAUGAAGAGGAACAAAAAGAUGAGGAGAUAAAUGAGCGCAACUAUCAAAUGGGCAUUUUGGAACAGGUCAUAGGUCGUAAAAUCGAUACAUCCAAAGCUGCCGAAGCCGCCAAAAGCGCUAAAAAUAAGAAAAUGUUGCGUUUUGAUCCUGGCAAAGAGGAGCAUCAAAAACUAUUGAGGAUCAAAACCAAAGAAACGGACAAAAAGCCGCCAAAAUUGACGACUGCUGAAAAUGCUGUGGAAAAUUCUGCGCCAGUUUCACAGAGCGCUUUCUAUGUGGUCACGGAUACACUGAAAGAAUCGCUGAAGACACGCGGCGAGGGUUUCAGUUUGUUGGACAUGUUUGGUCCCAGUCAUGAGGAAGCUGCUGCCGAGCGACAGGAUCAAUUGGAGAAAUUGGGAAAUGAGAAAAUAUUGGUGAACAAAUCUAAUAAACUGGGCAUGGGACUAGGAAUGUCCAGUGUAAAUCCCUUUAGCUAUGAUUCCUCCGACAGCGAGGAUGAUAAUGCUGAUGAUAAUGAUAAUGAAACACAACAAACGGGGAAUCCCCAAAAUGACAAAGUGGCCAAAGAAAAUGAGGAACCCUCGAAAAAGAAACCAGGCAAACAAAAGAAACAGUCACAAAUCUUUAUGGAAACCUUUUUUAUACCCAAAAACGAUGUCAGACUAAAAGAGGGUGCCAAAUUCUUCAAGGCGUGCAAACCGGAGCUGGAGAAUGAGAACUACGAUCAGGUGAAGAAGCGUCUCAAGUUUCUUAUUACCAAGAAGAUUGCGAAAACGCAGAAGAAUAUGCCGGGCAAGGCAAUUAAGAAAAACAAAAAUAAUAAAAAAGCUAAAUAAGUGUAUACAUAUACACACAUUUAAAAACAAUUGUGGAUAUCUAUUGCUAGUCAGUCACACUGUCGGGCAUGUUAUCGAAAUUAUCGUUAGUUUGGCAUUUUGUAGAGCAUACUUUUAGGCUUGUUUGACAAAAACAUCACUGCUGUGUUACCCUCUACGAAUUCGGAAUAUCUCUUUUAAAAGAAUUACAAA